Molecule: messenger RNA, 1386 nt
Organism: Zea mays
Lineage: Eukaryota; Viridiplantae; Streptophyta; Magnoliopsida; Poales; Poaceae
Product: protein ENDOSPERM DEFECTIVE 1
Exons: 6
Coding region: 120-1064 (314 amino acids)
Biological process (GO): spindle assembly
Cellular component (GO): cytoplasm; nuclear microtubule
Molecular function (GO): microtubule binding
Source: RefSeq, a predicted model, not a curated record
CCAUAAAUCCUAACACCUUCGCCGCCACCCCCAGUCCGAGACCGAGGCGAAUCCUCUGCCCGUCGUCCAGAGCCUCUUCUAACACCACCACGACGGCGCACGAACACCCUAGGGGCUGUAUGCGGCCAUCGACACGAGUGCGCACCAGCUUCACCAUCUAUAGCGCUUCGCAUGAGACCUCGGCCGCAGCCAUCGACUCCCGGCCAGCAGCUUCCUGCCCUCGACACGUCCCGUUCCCUGAGCUUAGGACAUCACCGCCAUGGACAAGGACAACAGAGGGGCCCGGCAGACCGCCAAACCCAUUCUGCUUUCAGGCCCUAGCCUCGGCGCUGCCAGAUCGUCAAGCAAAAACACCACCACCAGCUGCAGUGAAGCCGGCGCCGGUGCCUGUGCCUGCACGGAAGAAGGUACUGGCUAAGAAGGGAGCAGCGGCGGCGAUGGGAGGUAGCAAAGAUGCGGGGAAGCAGGAGGAUGUGCACAGGUUGCGGAUUCUGGACAAUUGCUACAUGCAGUAUAGAUUUUUGAAUGCCCAUGCAGAGGCUGCGGCGAUAGCCAAGAAAGAUGUUGCUGAGAAAACAAUAUAUGGACUCUCGGAGAGGAUUGCUAAUAUGCAGAAAUAUGUUGCACAAAAGAAGGCUGAACUGGAGUGUCUAAAGAGGAUGGAGAAGGUGCACUUUGUUGUUGAUAGUCAGGUGCCUUCUUUACAACAAUGGUGUGAACUUGAGAGAGAACAUAUAAGUUGCCUUUCAUCAGGAACAGUUGCCCUCUGUGAUGCUGCAUCACGUGUACCGAUCCUAGGGAACAUUAAAGCCAACACUGGAGAAGUCAAAUUAGCUCUUAACUCCGCUAUGGAGAUUAUGAAACAGUUGUCUCCCUGUGUUGAUAAGUUGUCAAGAAAGGUUGGAGAAACUGAGGAUGUGGCUUCUGAACUCAGUAAUGUGGUAUCAGACGAGCAAGUGCUACUUCAAGAGUGUGCUGACCUCUUACAUCAAGCGCACGACAUACAGGCGAUGGAAGACAGCCUCAAGAGCCAAGUGAUGCAGCUGACCAAAAACAAGACAUGAAGGCAGUGAUCUUGUAGGACAGUUGACCAGUGGAGGUACAUAAUGGUUUAGCUUGCAGUGCAUAUUGGAUGAGGUGCAGCUGUUCUUGGAUAUUUUGGUAUAAGGAACAAAAUAGUUGUUGAUGGUAGUUAUAAUCAAUUUUAGCUGAUGUAGAGGGGCGCAUAUCAUAUUGAUAUACAAGACUGAGAAAGGGAUUGGCCGAUCAAGAAAUAGUGAUUUGGCUGUGGUAGGGCGUUUGUCUUGUCUAUAGUAUUUGUAGUGUAGAAGCACAUGUAGUUUGCUAUAUAAUAAAAGAAUAAAUAGCACAGAGAUGUUUAUGUUA